Eubalaena glacialis (North Atlantic right whale) is the source of this 589-nucleotide messenger RNA. RefSeq names its product N-alpha-acetyltransferase 50-like. Lineage: Eukaryota; Metazoa; Chordata; Mammalia; Artiodactyla; Balaenidae. Bases 78 to 587 code for a protein of 169 amino acids. Gene Ontology annotation, cellular component: NatA complex. Gene Ontology annotation, molecular function: acyltransferase activity, transferring groups other than amino-acyl groups. The record is from RefSeq and is a predicted model, not a curated record. The transcript has a single exon. Gene Ontology annotation, biological process: mitotic sister chromatid cohesion.
AGGGCGCGGAGAGCUCAGGGCGGCGACGACAACGGCGUUUAUAUCGGUGGUAACAACGGCCUCAGCAGGCGGGGAAGAUGAAAGGGAGCUGGAUCGAGCUGGGAGAUGUGACACCACAUGAUAUUAAACAGUUGAAGAGAUUAAACCAGGUCAUCUUUCCAGUCAGCUCCAAUGACAAGUUCUACAAGGAUGCGCUGGAGGUUGGCAAGCUAGCAAAACUUGCCUAUUUCAAUGGUAUUGCAGUACGUGCAGUAUGCUGUAGGGUGGAUCAUUCACAGAAUCAGAAGAGACUUUACAUCGUGACACUAGGAUGUCUGGCACCAUACCAAAGGCUAGGAAUAGGAACUAAAAUGUUAAAUCAUGUCUUAAACAUCUGUGAAAAAGAUGGCACUUUUGACAACAUCUAUCUACAUGUCCAGAUCAGCAAUGAGUCUGCAAUUGACUUCUACAGAAAGUUUGGCUUUGAGGUUAUUGAGACAAAGAAGAACUACUGUAAGAGGAUAGAGCCCGCUGAUGCUCAUGUGCUGCAGAAAAACCUCAAAGUCCCUUCUGGCCAGAACGCAGAUGUGCAAAAGACAGACAAGUGAAC